AAGAGCCGUAUUAUAAACAGAGUGGCCGAUCAAAAAUUGUUCUUUUUAAACAUUCUUAUAAUGGCAGCGCGUGCAUGCUUUGGUUUCAGAACUUUUAAGAGCUUUCUUAGAAGGACCACUGUCAUAAAACCAGUUACUUCAAUUGGAAAUCGUUCUUAUUCCAGCAAUGAAAAGAUCAAAGUUGUCAAUCCUGUUGUGGAAUUGGAUGGUGAUGAGAUGACCAGAAUCAUCUGGCAUAAAAUUAAAGGAGAGUUAAUCAUGCCGUUUCUCGACUUGGAUUGCAAGUACUAUGACCUUGGUUUGCCUUAUCGUGAUGAAACCAAUGAUCAAAUUACAGUUGAUGCUGCUGAGGCUAUUCUUAAGUACAAUGUUGGAAUUAAAUGUGCAACAAUCACUCCGGAUGAGGAACGUGUUGAGGAAUUCAAAUUGAAGCAGAUGUGGAGAAGCCCUAAUGGAACCAUUAGAAAUAUUCUUGGUGGUACAGUCUUCCGUGAACCAAUCCUUUGCAAUAACAUUCCACGACUAGUUCCUGGAUGGACUCAUCCCAUUGUUAUUGGUCGUCAUGCACAUGGUGAUCAGUAUAAAGCUCAAGAUCUUGUGGUUAAAGGACAAGGCAAAUUUGAAUUAUCUUUUACACCAAAAGAUGGCUCUGCUAAGACUGUUGUUGAUGUAUUUGAUUUCAAAGGUACUGGAGGCUGCAUAAUGGGAAUGUAUAACACAGAUGAGUCCAUUCGAGAUUUUGCUAACAGUUGCUUUAACUAUGCUAUUGCAAAAAAAUGGCCACUAUACAUGAGUACGAAAAAUACCAUUUUAAAACAAUAUGAUGGACGAUUCAAGGAUAUUUUUGAAGAAAUCUACCAAGAAAACUACAAGAAACAAUUUGAUGACUUGAAUAUCUGGUAUGAGCACCGCUUAAUUGAUGACAUGGUAGCUCAGUGUUUGAAAUCUUCUGGUCAAUUUGUUUGGGCUUGUAAAAAUUACGAUGGUGAUGUUCAAUCUGACACUGUUGCACAAGGGUAUGGCUCACUGGGUUUAAUGACCAGUGUUUUGGUUUGCCCAGAUGGCAAAACCAUUGAAUCCGAAGCUGCACAUGGAACUGUGACACGUCAUUACAGGGAACACCAAAAAGGAAACCCAACUAGUACCAAUCCUAUUGCAAGUAUCUAUGCAUGGACACAAGGUUUGGCACAUCGAGCAAAAUUGGAUGGUAACAAAGACCUUGCUGGAUUUAGCACAGCACUUGAGAAUGCUUGUGUUAAAACUGUUGAGGACGGAAAAAUGACUAAAGACUUGGCAGGAUGUAUUUAUGGCCUUAAAAACGUAAAGACAGAACAUUACUUACUAACAGAUGAAUAUUUGGAUGCCGUUCGACAAACUUUGUUGGAAAUUUGGUCGCCACCCAAAGCUUAAGCGUGUAGCUUACUAGGUUUUUAAUAAAGUUUAUUGGAAUGCAUAUGCAUUUUGUCAUACUGUUUUUUUUAAAUGAAAUAUAGUAUUAUUGAACUUCUCAAUAA
Molecule: messenger RNA, 1514 nt
Organism: Hydractinia symbiolongicarpus
Lineage: Eukaryota; Metazoa; Cnidaria; Hydrozoa; Anthoathecata; Hydractiniidae
Product: isocitrate dehydrogenase [NADP], mitochondrial-like
Exons: 10
Coding region: 61-1410 (449 amino acids)
Biological process (GO): isocitrate metabolic process
Cellular component (GO): mitochondrion
Molecular function (GO): magnesium ion binding; isocitrate dehydrogenase (NADP+) activity; NAD binding
Source: RefSeq, a predicted model, not a curated record